Molecule: messenger RNA, 1305 nt
Organism: Miscanthus lutarioriparius
Lineage: Eukaryota; Viridiplantae; Streptophyta; Magnoliopsida; Poales; Poaceae
Source: the annotation of a GenBank genome assembly
AUGUCCAAGGCCGCAGCAGCGUCGCUCCCGCCGCCGCCGCCGGAGGUGGCGCACCUGGUGGAGCAGCUCCAGCGCCACCACCUCGCCCCGGACGCGUCCCUCCUCUCCAACUCCGCGCACUCCGACCUCCUCCAGGCGCGCGAGGAGGUCGCGGCGGAGCGCGCGCUCUACCUCGAGGCACUGGCGUUGUACGCGGAGGCGGUGGCCAUGGUGGAGGAGUACCACGCGGCUGGUGGCGCCGGCGCCGGCAAGAAGCUCAACUGCUCCCCGCAGGUGUACGAGUCUUUGGAGCACCGGUUGGCCGUGGCGGAGGCAGCGCAGAGGCUGAGGCUCCCACUGCUCUCUCAGGACGGGGAGGUCCAUGAGCAGGAGAUCAAAAAGCUGAGCACCUUUUCAAGGAGUUCAUUCGAUAGCACCCUCACAAGCGCGACACCCAGCUCAAGUUCAAUCUCAACGAGUUACAACAAUUAUAGCAGCACCGCCAGUGCGGUGACUGUUGCUGCUGCACAUGGAAGUGGUAGUUCAGAUGCGGUUGAACCUGUAGUUGGUGGUGUUCCUGACCGUUUUCUUGGGAUCACUUCUGAUUAUCUCUACCAAGUGCAACAAGAGCAGCCAGCCAUGUCUGUGGACAUGGUUGAUUAUCAGAGAACUUUGGCUAGGGAGAUUGAAGCCCGGUUAGAAGCCAAGUGUGAUGCUUUGGCUGAUCUAUUUGCUAUGGACGAGAGGGAUUCGUCAUCCAUCAGUCAAAUUUCAAGUGCUAGGCUUCCAGAAAGGGUAAAGUUAAUCAUCGAAGAGAUAGAAAAGGAAGAGGCACAUCUACUGGAGGACCUUGCUUCAAUGGACAGAAAAUUUGCUGAACAUUAUAAUGUCUUGGAGCAAAUUCUUGCUGUGCUUAUACAGUUUGUUAAAGACAAGAAAUUGGAGCAUCAGUACCAAUUUGAUGAUCUGAAGAAGACCUGGCUUAUCAAAAGGUGUCGGACAAUGAAUGCUAAACUAAGCUAUCUAGAGCAUCAUCUAUUGCGUGACACUUACACAAAGGACACAGUACCAGCACUGCACAGGAUCAGGAAGUAUCUUGUAGAGGCCACAAAAGAAGCAUCCAAUUCCUAUAAUGAAGCGGUUUCGCGGUUGCGUGAGUAUCAGGGUGUAGAUCCACAUUUCGACGUGAUUGCAAGGCAGUACCAUGAAAUUGUAAAGGUGCAAACGAUGGAUGUAUAUGAUAGAUAUCCAGCUCACUUGCUUUGUCAGAUCUAUAUCCAUCUCAGUUGCCAGUACAAUAGCGAUAACGAGGACAAAUAUAAAUAG